GCUGUCUGUGCCCAUUAACGAUCAACGCUUGGCUCCAAAGCUAAUCGGGAGCAAUACCGGUCCAGUAGAUCAUUAGCCGUGUUGGUAUUAUGUUAUUGGGCGAAAAACGCGGCGGUUUCGGUCAAGAUAAAAAUACCUCAUUUAUACAGCAUUAAUCGAAAAAUUUAGCCAUAAGUAUAUAGAGCUAUAUGCUAUACUGCUAGCAUACUUAUAUACAUAUAUAGAUAUUAUUAAAUUUAGUAAAUUUAGUACACCUGCAUAUAAUUGUAUAGAAAUUUUAAAAUAAAGUGCCGAAAAGUGUGUGAGAUUUUUAAUACAAGUGUUGAAGGUAGUGAAAAAGGAAAAGGUAGCGGUGAAAAAUGUCUGGUGACGUGCAGCCGCGUAAGCGAAAGGAUAAGAAAAAGAAACGUGAUGCAUUCGAUCGUAAAUCGGAAGGUGAAUUAUCUUUUUCGCGGCAUUCAAGCUUUGAAGAUGAUGAAUCUUCGCAUGGCGUGCACAUCACCAAAAUGGGCAGCGAGGAUGUUCACUUCCAUGUCCAACACGAACACGGCACCGGCGGUCAUUGGUGUGCGAAGAUAUUUUUCUUCUCUCUCCUAGCCAUUUUAUUUGGUCUGGUCGGGCUAAUAAUAUUGGAGAACCGCGGCAUAUCUGAUUUGGAUACACCAUUAUCAGAGUCACGCUUCUCGAACUAUUUCGAUGGUUGGGUAGAUGAGAGUCGCCAAGAACAUGAUGAUCAUGAUCCCGUGAAGGCGUCUAUAGAAGAGCAUGAAGAACAUGAUGAGCCGUUUGAGGAGGAGGAAGAUCACUCAGAGUUAGAUGAGGAAGCCGACGAGGAACAUGGGGAAGAAGCUGAUGAUGAGCAUGAUGAACAUGAUCAAGAGGAUGAGGAGGAGGAGGAGGAAGAAGAAGAAGAAGCAACAGCAGAACAACAAACAAAAGAGGUGGAAGAUGAUGAGGAGAACGAUGAAGACAGAGAUGAUGCAAAUGCGAAUGAUGAAGAAGAUGAGGAGGAUGAUGAUGAAGAUGCUACUAAAGAGGCUACUGUAGAGCAGACGGCGGAAGAAGAAGAUGAGGAGAAUGAUGAAAAUCAGCAAGAUGAAGACGAAGAUGAGAAUGUAACACAAGAAGCAACAAAAGAAGAAGAAGAUGACGACGAUGCGGAUGGCGAUGACGCUGAUGAUAAUGAUGAAGAUAACGAAGAAGAGAAUAAUACGAAUGAAAAUAACAUUGAAGCUAGUCAAGAAGAGAAUAAUAAUAAUAAUGAUGAUGAUGAUGAUGAUAAUGUUGUUGAUGAGGAAAAUGAAAGCAACGCCAAUGCGAAUGAUAAUGAUGAUGAAGAUGCCGAUAACGAUAAAAGCGCACAACAAGGCAGUAAAGCUAAUGAUGAUGAUGAUGAUGACAAUAAUGCCGCUUUCGAUGAGGAAGACGAUGAUGACACGGAGAAUUCCGUAGAAAAGGUCGUUGAUAAUGAUGCCGAUGAAAUGUUGUUGUUGCGAGAGAAAGCGCGUCAGCAAGCAGCAGAAGCAGCAAAAAAUGAACCCGCCUCAGCGGAGGUGAACGAUAAAGACGAAGCUGCUGAAGCGGCGCCAUCAUGGGCCUCAUCUCAAAUUAAGCCAAAGGAAGAAGUAGGUGGUGGUCCACAGGCGAAAAAUGAUGAUUUCGGCUCAUUUGAACAGGAAUUGCGCAGAGCAAACGAAGAAAUGAUGCGGGAGAAUUAUGCCGCUGCCGCUAAAAUUUUCGGCAAACUCACGCAUCAACACCCUGACAAACCGGAAGGAUUCCUCGGCCAAGCGAAAUCGCUUGAUAAAUUGGCGGACAAGCAACGCAGCAAUAGUUUGUUGAGUCAAGCUUUACAGGCGUAUAAGCGGUAUUUGGCAUUGGGCGAUGCCAUCGCAGAUCUGGCACAGUUCCGAGCCGCUGCUGAGCGCUGUAUCGAGCGUAUGCGCUUCAUGGGUCACUUCAUGCAGGCGGUGGCAGUGCAUCAGCAAUUAAUUGAUCGCUUUCCAAACGAACCGGGUGUGCGUAAUGAACUGGCUAUUACCUACCUGCUGCAGAAUCUUUUAUCGGAUGCCAAGUUGGUGUUGCAAAAAGUGCUCCGCCGUUGGCCGAAGGACGGUUUCGCGCAGGUACAUUACGGUUUUGUGCUGCGCCAACUGGAUAGAGACUAUAAAAAUGCCGUUACUUACUUGCGUGAGGGCAUCAAUUCACAAGCGUCUGGCACACAGGAUGGCCGCUUCUACUUUAAUCUCGGCGAUUGCCUACAACGUUUGGGCCGUCAAGCCGAGGCUGUUGAAGUGUACAAGCGCGGCGCUGCAUUGAAACUUUUUCCGUCCGCCUACCAGCGUUCGCUGUACAACGAACCCAAUUUGCGUGCCCAGCCCUAUUGGACUAAAGCGGAAACCACUUAUGCUACUUAUCUAAACAAAUUGGAGCUCAAUUGGCGCGUGAUACGUGAUGAAGCGUUAAGUUUGCUCGGUAGGCGUGACAAUUUUCUCGACGAAGCUGAAAGUUUACGCGAUACUGGCAAUUGGCAACAGUUCGAAUUGUAUUCGCGUGGUCAAAAGCGCUUUAAAAAUUGCCAGAAAGCUCCCAUUACGUGUGGGAUGAUUGAAAAAUUCACCGCAGCUUCUGGGUGUCGACGCGGUCAAGUUAAGUUUAGUGUCAUGCAAGCCGGUACGCAUGUACAUGCUCAUUGUGGUCCAACGAAUUGCCGUUUGCGUGCUCACCUCGGGCUGGUGGUGCCGAAAGGGACACACUUGCGUGUAGCUGAGGAGGAGCGCACUUGGACGGAAGGUGAAUUUCUCAUAUUCGACGAUAGUUUUGAGCAUGAAGUGUGGCACAACGGCACCAGUUUUCGGCUUGUCCUGAUUGUCGACGUUUGGCAUCCAGAUUUGAGUGUGCAUCAACGUCGAACACUGUCAGCGAUUUGAAUGAAUUAUUGGCUUGCCAUAUUUCAGUUCCUGCUUGAAUUACACCAAAUACAGUUAUACGUAAACAUGGAGACAGUUAAACAAUAAUAUGUACAGUUAAAGAAUUAGAAAAAUGCGUUUUUAUUAACAAUAAUGAAAAUAUUACUUUAGUUAAGGCUUUCUCUUCUAAUGAAACACUUAUGCUGCUUUGCGAUUUUAUUACUAAAAAAUAUUUUAAAUAAAAUAAUUUAUGCAUAAAAAUGUAGCUCAAAGGUAUUUGUAUGUUUAAGAGCAGUCGUAAGUCAUCUUGUAUGAUAGAAUUUCUGCAUACGAGUAUGUGCGUAUUUCAAAACAAUUGUUGAUAUUUAAGUAACGUAAAAAAGUGAAGCGCAAGAUACGUUUGAUUUUUCCAGUCUUUGUACUUUUCAUACAACUCACAAUAUAUUUUUUUCCAUAAGCGGUGUAAUGGAAAAUGUGAAUUUCCGUUAAUUAUUUAAUUAAUUUAAAAAAAAUGUGGAAAAUGAAAAGUUAAAGGAUUAGAAAAAUUUUGAAUAGUUUAUAUGGAUAAAAAAGGAGCUGGAAUUAAUUAUGAUUUUUAUUUAAUUAAUUUAUAUUUUUAUUUAUUUCCUUUCUGUAUAAUCUGUAUUAAUGCACGCUUUUAUAAUAAAAAUAAAUUAUAUUGAUUUAUGCAAUAUUGAUGUAAAGACAAUUGUAACCAACUUACUCGUAACAGAAUGAAAGCAAUUUACAUUUUAAAAUUAAAACUAAAACAAAUGCCACUGUGAACAUAAUAUUAUUUAAGAAAAUAUGUUGUGAAUAUGAAAUUAUAAUAAAUUAGCUUUCCUUUUCUACACCGUAA
Molecule: messenger RNA, 3768 nt
Organism: Ceratitis capitata (Mediterranean fruit fly)
Lineage: Eukaryota; Metazoa; Arthropoda; Insecta; Diptera; Tephritidae
Gene: Asph
Product: aspartyl/asparaginyl beta-hydroxylase
Exons: 10
Coding region: 360-2930 (856 amino acids)
Biological process (GO): peptidyl-aspartic acid hydroxylation
Cellular component (GO): endoplasmic reticulum
Molecular function (GO): peptidyl-aspartic acid 3-dioxygenase activity; protein binding
Source: RefSeq, a predicted model, not a curated record